CCUCGCGGGGGAAGACCGGGCGUUGACUCGCUUGCCCAGCGCUUCAGGAUAGGACUCUGGGUAUUACUGGGAGCCACCGGUUAAUUUGGUGCCCACAUUUCAGGCUGAGUUUUGGUUGAUUGAAGAUCUGUGGGCAGUUGAGAACCAAGUUCUAAAUUCAAGCCUGUGAGUGAAUUGGAUUGAUGUUGCAGCAUUAGGGGCACUCGAAAUUUUAUUUUUAUAAAGUUUGAAAACGUUACUGAGAGCAGUACGGAUGAUGUUGAGUGUUUCAACAUUGAAAUGGGCAGAGUGCAGGAGUUUAUUUCACUUUGUAUCAGAUUGUACUAAUAGUAGUGGAAAGAAAGAUUGAGUGUUAUUGCGCUUAGUUGAGUCGCUCUUCAUUUUUUGAUUCGAAGCUUGAGGGAUAUAUCUGAGUUCUUUGUCUCAAGGAAACUUGGAAAUAAAAUGGAAAUGGAAGAAAUGAAUGUGCAGUGCAAUAGUGUGGUUGAUGGUAAUUUUGAAGAAGUCUGCCCAGAGAAGGUAAUUAGGUUUAAACCUCCCUUGUACAAACAACGAUACCAGUUUGUAAGAGAUUUAGUGGAUCAACAUGAACCUAAGAAGGUUGCAGACCUGGGAUGUGGUGAUACUGAGCUCCUAAGGCUGCUAAAAAUCUACCCAUGCAUCCAACUGCUUGUUGGAGUAGAUAUUGAUGAGGAAAAAUUACAGUCAAAUGGACAUCAUUUGUCUCCCUAUUUGGGGGAGUUUGUGAAACCCCGAGAUCUGGAUUUGACUGUUACCUUGUAUCACGGCUCUGUUGUGGAGAGAGACUCCCGUUUGCUUGGAUUUGACUUGAUAACAUGCAUUGAGUUAAUAGAACAUUUGGAUACAGAUCAUCUGGCCAGAUUUCCUGAAGUGGUGUUUGGGUACCUGUCUCCAGCCAUGAUUGUCAUCAGCACACCCAAUUCUGAAUUCAACCCCCUGUUUCCCAUAGUGACCCUAAGAGAUGUAGACCAUAAGUUUGAGUGGAACAGAAUGGAAUUUCAGACCUGGGCUUUACAAGUGGCAAAUCACUACAAUUACUCUGUGGAGUUUACAGGGGUAGGCAAACCGCCAGCUGGUGCUGAGCACGUUGGAUUCUGCACCCAGAUAGGCGUCUUCCGGAAAAACAGCAGAGAGGCAGCCGGGCUCUGUGUUUCAGAGCAGCACCAUCAGCAUGUUUAUAAAGCUGUUUACACCACCACCUACCCAAGUUUACAGCAGGAAAGAGUGCUCAAAUUUGAACUGGUGGGGGAAGUGUUGUUACAAGUGGAGCGCCUGCGACUGGGGUACCUGCGAAUGCUGCGGCAGCGGAAAAGGUCAGGCCGGUGGCCUCAGGACCCUCCUGUGGCCCCCAGUCUGCUGUUGGGGGAAGUCUUCACCGAAGCUGAGAAAGCCAGGAUAGAGAAUUCUCCCAAGCCCUUCUGCCAAGGGAACCGGUUUUUCAUACCCCUGCAGAGACUCCUCGCGUAUCCCAGACUGCACCGCUUGCCUGUGGAUGAAGAGCGGGUGCGCUCACUUCUCGCUGACUCAGUGUGUUUGAGUAGUGACGGUUCUGCGGUCACGGUUAACCUGCGUAAUUCGUGGGAUUGUGAACCUGAAGAUAACUGAGCCAUCGUAUUUCCCAAAGUUCAAAGUGGUAGUUGAACUGGCUCAGAAUUUAAGCUUUUUUUUUUUUGGUAUAGUCUUAUUCAACUGACAUUUAAGAAGUUUUAACACAAGCCAUUCCUGAACUGGUGGACUUAUGGUAUAGUACAGUUGCUUUUUACCUGAGAAAUGUGUUGGGGUUUAACUAAAAGCAGUGUGCUUUUUUCAGUUGGAAAUUUUCUUUGAUGUUUUCUCAAGAAUGAAGAAAUUGGAUAUGAUACUGUGUUAAUUUUGAGUGUACCCAUAUUUCGAUGUUUGAGCCAUGUGUUGAAUGAGAUUAAAAAAUGCAGAAGUA
This is a messenger RNA of Cavia porcellus (domestic guinea pig), 1957 nucleotides long. RefSeq names its product HEN methyltransferase 1 (gene Henmt1). Gene Ontology annotation, cellular component: nucleus; cytoplasm. Lineage: Eukaryota; Metazoa; Chordata; Mammalia; Rodentia; Caviidae. Bases 445 to 1626 code for a protein of 393 amino acids. The transcript is spliced from 8 exons. Gene Ontology annotation, biological process: RNA methylation; piRNA processing; siRNA processing. The record is from RefSeq and is a predicted model, not a curated record. Gene Ontology annotation, molecular function: O-methyltransferase activity; RNA methyltransferase activity.